AUGAUGUAUAUGAUUGUCUAUUUUUUUAAGGCUUUAACCGUGACAUUGCUUAUUUAAUAUGCGAUUUGUCUUGUUUGCACAUUCCAGUAUUUUAUUUCCCACAGCGAAGCGCAUUCAGAGUGAAGGUCCGGGUACUUUGACACGAGUAACUGCGCGGAAUCGACCUGAGGCCGCCGGGUGAAGCGCUGCGCGAGGCCGCCUGAGGUCCGCCCACUCGCCUCUUUUCCUGUUUGCUCGACAGGAAACGGCAGCGGAGCUCGCGCCGACUCCGGCCCAGGAACUGGAACCGCUCCCCGUCGCGCGCCGCUGCGGACCCGCCGAACCGGCGUUUCUCUCUCUCGGGCGACCACGACGCCAUGUGCGCCGCCACCGCCGCCGCCGCCGCCCGCCAGGACGCCGCCGAACACCCCGCCGCGCACCGGGUCGGCUCCGCGCUGUUCUACGCCGGCAGCUCGUUCCUCAUCACCGUGGUGAACAAAACCGUGCUGACGACUUUCAGGUUCCCCUCCUACGUGUGUCUGGGCAUCGGUCAGAUGAUCGCCACGCUCGUCGUCCUCUACGCCGCCAAAGUGAGCAGGACGGUCCAGUUCCCGGACGUUGACCGGAGCGUUCUGUUCAAAGUGAGCGUUCAGGGGCUCGUCGGUGCUCCUCGGUUCCGUCACGUUUUUAAAGCGCCUCCGUGUUCUCGCCAGGUCCUCCCGCUCCCGCUGCUGUACGUGGGGAACCACAUCACGGGCCUGGCGAGCACCAAGAAACUCAGGUUUGACCCGUUCCCAGCGCUCCCAGCGCUCCCAGCGCUCCCAGCGCUCACUCGCUCGCUCACUGGAGCCGCUGUCUUUCGCAGUUUGCCCAUGUUCACAGUCCUACGGAAGUUCACCAUAUUGAUGACCAUGACCUUGGAAGCCUACGUCUUAAGGAGGACCUUCUCGAAGCCGCUGGUGUACAGCGUGGGGACCAUAGUGCUGGGCGCCACGAUCGCCGCCAGCGCCGACCUGGCCUUCGACGCGCAGGCGUACGCCUUCAUCCUGCUCAACGACGCCUUCACGGCCGCCGCCGGGGUCUGCACCAAGAAGAAGCUGGGCGUCGAGGGCCUGGGGAAGUACGGAGUCUUAUUUUACAAUGCUCUCCUCAUUGUCGUCCCCACUGUCUUGGCCAGUGUGUUCACUGGAGAUUUGCGUGAGGCCGUUGCCUUCGAGGGCUGGGCCCAGGCCACGUUCGUCCUGUGUUUCCUGCUGUCCUGCUUCAUGGGGUUUGUGUUGAUGUACUCCAUAGUUCUGUGCAGCUACUACAACUCAGCACUCACGACCACGGUGGUCGGGGCGAUCAAGAACGUGGCUGUGGCCUAUAUCGGCAUCUUUGUGGGUGGAGACUACCUGUUCUCCUGGACCAACUUCCUCGGUCUCAGCAUUUGCAUGCUGGGAGGACUGGUUUACUCCUACCUCACCUUUAACAACAAACCACCUGAAAGCAACGCAGGGACGUCGGAGCUGAAGCUUCACGCGACACAGGACUCCAAGAAGUCUGCUCCCGUCUAAACGGACGAUAGCGCGGCCUCCACCACUCGGUGGCACUCGUCUGCUUCAUAUUGGAGCAUGAGCCUGCUUCUGCUUCUAUUGAGUUCAUACCUAUUACAUUUAUUGUGGUACAUUUAUUGUGCCACGGAUGUAAUUCCACAAUGAUUCACGAGUAAAUAAACUGACAAUAAGGCCACAGGAA
Betta splendens (Siamese fighting fish) is the source of this 1716-nucleotide messenger RNA. It is a transcript of the gene slc35d2, whose product is annotated as solute carrier family 35 member D2. Gene Ontology annotation, molecular function: GDP-fucose transmembrane transporter activity; antiporter activity. Lineage: Eukaryota; Metazoa; Chordata; Actinopteri; Anabantiformes; Osphronemidae. The record is from RefSeq and is a predicted model, not a curated record. The coding region runs from base 357 to 1535 and encodes 392 amino acids. Gene Ontology annotation, cellular component: Golgi apparatus. The transcript is spliced from 10 exons.